AUGCAAUUUAAACUCUCUGUGUUGGCCCUCAUCUCGUCUGCUCUUGCCGCCUACGUUCCUUCGGAGCCAUGGACUGACUUGACCCCCGAGGGAUCGAUUGCCAGUGCUACUACUGACUACACCGCCAAGUUUGGUAUUCAGAUCGUUACGCUCACGAGCUCUGCUGCCGCUGAGGAGACAAAGGCCGCUAAGAGAGACGUGAUCAACCAGAUAGGCGAUGGCCAGAUCCAGCAUCAGCUGGCGUCUUCCACAGCUCAGGUCGUCAACCAGAUUGGUGAUGGCCAGAUUCAACAUCAGACUGCCGCUCCUCCACAGCCAACCAGUGCCCAAGUGGUGAACCAGAUAGGUGAUGGUCAAAUUCAACAUCAGACUGCUUCUGUGGUCAAUCAAAUUGGCGAUGGUCAAAUCCAGCAUCAAACAGCCUCUGUGGUCAAUCAAAUUGGCGAUGGCCAGAUUCAACACCAGACCGCUACCGCUUCUGUCAUCAAUCAAAUCGGCGACGGCCAAAUCCAGCAUCAGACUACUGCUGCUGCUGCCAGCCAAAUUGGCGACGGCCAGGUCCAGGCCACCGAUGCUCCUGCUGCUGAACACAAGGGAGGUGCAGCUCUUCAGGCUUGUAUGGCUGAUAACAACUUGGCCAUGACUUUGGAGAAGUCCAUCUUGAGAGACGGAAGCGGCAGAGUGGGUGCUAUUGUUGCCAACAGACAAUUUCAAUUCGACGGACCUCCACCACAGGCCGGCUCCAUCUACGCUGCUGGCUGGUCCAUUACUCAGGAGGGUCUUUUGGCUCUUGGAAACGGCACCGAGUUCUUCCAGUGCAAGUCGGGUGACUUCUACAACUUGUACGACCAGAACAUUGCUGAGCAGUGUGAGCCAGUGCACUUGAGCAUUGUUGACUUGAUCAAGUGUUAG
This is a messenger RNA of Candidozyma auris, 912 nucleotides long. It is a transcript of the gene PIR1, whose product is annotated as beta-1,3-glucan linked protein. Lineage: Eukaryota; Fungi; Ascomycota; Pichiomycetes; Serinales; Metschnikowiaceae. The transcript has a single exon. The record is from RefSeq and is a predicted model, not a curated record. Gene Ontology annotation, molecular function: structural constituent of cell wall. Gene Ontology annotation, cellular component: fungal-type cell wall. Gene Ontology annotation, biological process: fungal-type cell wall organization. Bases 1 to 912 code for a protein of 303 amino acids.